Molecule: messenger RNA, 2673 nt
Organism: Trichobilharzia szidati
Lineage: Eukaryota; Metazoa; Platyhelminthes; Trematoda; Strigeidida; Schistosomatidae
Source: the annotation of a GenBank genome assembly
CGAAUUCGUAGAAAAAUGAGGAACAUUAAUAUCCGUUGAUAACAUGGAGAAGUGACCGAACCCAUAUCGUUUAGUAAUUCAGACCCCAGCUAGUAAAGUCUUCGAGACCACGUCUGUGAGCUUGUCGCACUAGUGGAACAAAGCCCAGACAUUUGGGCAACUUUUGCACUGCAUCCUACUUUCGCCCCAAAGUUUCUUAAGUGAGUUCGAGGCCAAUGCUAGCUGGGAAUUUCUCGUUCCGUAUAUAUGCGUGGAUUGUGCUAACGCAAAGAUCUUGUAAGACCUAUUCGCUGUUAUAUCCAUUAUGCCAAUUUGAUUCCCAACAAAGUUGUGGUACAUUCAAUAAAAAUGUCAAUAACAAAUAACUUGGUCAAAUUUCGAAAUCAGGAUUAUUGUGUUUUAAAAAAAGAGCAGCUAAAUAGAGGAGUGAAGUUUGUUGAUGAUGAAUUCCCUGUAGAAGCAAUGAAUCUACAAGGUCUUAAUACACCUGCUGGUGCAUUAAGCUUCUUGAGACCUUCUGAAAUUGUCUCAACUCCCUGUUUCAGUAGAAAUGAAUCUUACUUUAGUCUCAGGCGAGGCUUCAUCAAGAAUUUCAAUAUUCUUCUUGCAUUUACUGGUUUGAAAUAUAAUCAAAAGCACUGGUCCAAAGUACUUGUAGAUUUAAAAUCUCAGGAAUGGGAUGUUGAUCAUGUGAAUGAACAUCCUGGGAUUUUUCGCUUUCGAUUCUGGCAAGAAGGCACGUCAUUCGAAGUAAUAAUCGAUGAUUUACUGCCUUGCUACGAAGGAAAGUGUAUAUGCUUGUCGUCUUCUAGCGCUGCAGAAUUCUGGCCAGCCCUUUUAGAAAAAGCUUAUGCCAAACUGUUAGGUGGAUAUGAUAAGUUGGAACAUAUUCGAUUGGAGGAGAUUAUGAUGGAUUUGACUGGUGGUGUAACAGAGUCGAUCGGUCUACAUAAUCUCUCUUCUGCUCCAGCCAUGAAACAAGUUCUAUUCUUUGAACGAAUGGAACAAGAUCUAAUGGAUGAUUGUAUAAUAAUAUUUUGUACAAAUGCCAAUGAACAGCAUGUUGACUCGGUUGAUGAGUCGUUGCCUCAAAUUUUCGGUGCUCCUAAUCCUCAUGAUUAUAUACCUGACAAAGAGUCUGGACUCUGUUUAAAUUAUGGUUAUUUAUUGACAAGAGUUUGUGCAGUUCCAAAGGAUCUUAGUGUUUUUGGCGCUUUCAAGGAUAUAUUUCGACGUGCUGGUGAUUGUCCUAUACAAGCUCGUUUAAUGCGUCUACGUUGUCCUUUGACUGUGGUUGAUGGUGGCUGUGGUCAAGGUGAAUGGAAAGGACCCUACAGUUCAGCUUCCAGUGAAUGGGAGGAAAUAAGCUUAGAAGCACGUAAACGCUUAGGAUUAACUUUUGACUCAGAAACAGAAUUUUGGAUGCCACUUGAAUCUGUCCUAGAGCAUAUGACUGGUGUAUUAACAUGUCGUUUCCCAGACACUAGUUUAGUCAGUCUAACUGGACGUCAAACUUGGCGUUUAUAUGAACAUCAUGGAGCUUGGUAUGGUCAUCAAACUGGUGGAAGUUUACAAUUUAGAAAAACAUUUUUAAAUAAUCCUCAAUAUUAUUUUGAUAUUACAAAUGAUUCAGAUGAAGUUCUCUUAUCACUUGUACGUAAAUAUAAUCGUGAUCCAUUAACUAUGGUUAUAGAACCAGAUUUAAGCGUAUUAUCUGUUGGUUUAGGCCUAUUCAAGAUUGAAAAAAACCGUCCUGUGAAAGCACAUACAAUAUCUUUCUGUCAGGUAAUUCAUGUAGAACCAUGUCGACCGUAUCGAGUUUGUCUUAUUCGUGCACGUUUGUCUGUGGGUCGUUAUUUGGUAGUCCCAUUCAUGGAACAACCUUUGUCAACAGCUGCCUAUUUAUUGAGACUAUACUUACCAAAACGUUCAGAAAGCAAAGAAUAUACUCUGGAUAUACCGCAUAAUGGUUUUUUGGAUUUCUUUGCCGGUAAGCCAAAAGAAGCUGUUCGUCUACAUAUUCACAGUGCUACAAAUCUUCUAUGGCCUGAUGGAAAAAAUCCUCCAUCACCGUAUUGUGUUAUCAAAUGUGAAAAUGAGACUGUAUACACAACUAUUUCACAAAGUAAUAACAAUCCUGUCUGGGAUGAAUACUUUGUAUUCUACCGUCGUAAAUUGAAUAAACCGAUUGUAAUUUGUAUCAUGGAUAAACAUACUAUUGGAUUUGAUGUAUUCCUUGGACGGCAUAGUUUCACAGAUGCGGAAUUAGCUAAUCGAAGUCUACAAGAGGUAGCAUUGUUUGGCAAAGAUACAAAAGAUGAAAGAUUUCAGCGGAUGAAAGGUUCUUUAUUGGUUGAAUUCUAUACAGUUGGUGAAGAAGACUUCAUGAAUAUUUAACAAUAAUCAGUUGGCUGUCGUCUGAUCUCAUAUGUAUAAACGGACACAAACACACACACUGCUUGCCUUUCAUCGACAAAUUAAAAAUGGUUGUGAUCUAUGGGAUGUCGGUACUGUGAUAAAUUACUUUCCUAGUGUCUUUUAUUAUUAUUGUUUGUAAUUUGUUCUUAUAUUUGUAUAACUUUUGAUAUUUGCCUUGAAAAAAAUAUGCUUUUUGUUGUAUUAUUUUAUUGUAUUUUACGUUAUUGCUGAAGAAGGGAUUAAAUGGUUAUUACA